GCUGUAAACAGGGUGGUUGAUUGAGAAUUUUUUUUAUCUUCAAGGUAUGAUUAUGUUUGGGCGGGACUGUUGACAGGCAACGCGACACUCCUUUGCUGUUUCAUACCUUUGCAGGGGAGUAGGCUGCACCUGCCGUUACAGUAGAGACUCAGCAAACAUUUUAGUAUCACAGCAGAGACAAAAACUAGUAGGAACCUUCAAAACAAGAGGCGAAAAAAAAAGAUGAAUGGCACUAGAAGACACCUUGUUACUCACCUGCUGACGUUCUCACUCCAGAACGGGGAUGUCCAGAGUGUGGAGGAGGCUCAGACGCGUCUCUCCUUCUUGGCUAAGAACAACAAGCUGUGGAGUCAAAAAAUGUUCCUGGAUGUUGAGAAGGAUUUCGUUCUCCUCCGAGACGUACAGAGUCAG
Messenger RNA from Austrofundulus limnaeus, 411 nucleotides. Its product is annotated as epidermal growth factor receptor kinase substrate 8-like protein 2. NCBI's taxonomy places the organism in Eukaryota, Metazoa, Chordata, Actinopteri, Cyprinodontiformes, Rivulidae. Gene Ontology annotation, biological process: regulation of Rho protein signal transduction; Rho protein signal transduction; positive regulation of ruffle assembly. Gene Ontology annotation, cellular component: ruffle membrane; vesicle; plasma membrane. Gene Ontology annotation, molecular function: actin binding. The record is from RefSeq and is a predicted model, not a curated record.